UUCAUCCGUGACGUAAGGCGGAAAUGGAAAUCGGUGGCGGCCCCUGCCAGAUUACCGCUGAAAUCGGUUCAAAUUAGCGAAUGUUAGUUCUGCCGAUGCCGUGUCAUCCCGUCGCCGCCGUCACUUCGUCACCCACGCAGCUCGAACAGCGGAAGCAAACUUUAAGCAAGUUUUGACAGUAUGUUCCUUUAAGUGCGGCAGUUUUGUGCGACCUGUUCCGUAGCGCCGUUCCCUGGCGAGUCCGAACAGCAUGACUUCUUGAUUCGUGCCUGUAUGUAACUCGCCCCGUUACUGAAAUGGCCUUGUUGUCUUGGGAAGAAGAACUUCGAAAAGUAGAAAAAGAAUUAAUAUCCACUGAGAAGGAGAUAGUUCGUCUUAGCACAAUACGGGAAUGCCUCACGAGGAAAAAGCAUGAACUUACUGUUAAGUUGAAACAAAAGUCGCUGGACGAGAUUGCACGCACAGAUUGGAGCAGGUCCGAUUUCCCGUGGUCAAAUAGAGUUAAUGAGGUGCUAGAAAAUGUGUUCCACGUAAAACGCUUCCGUUCCAUGCAGCUUCCAGCCAUAAACGUCACCCUUUCAAAUAAAGACUGCAUUCUCAUCAUGCCAACCGGAGGCGGAAAAAGCCUUUGCUACCAACUGCCAGCGCUGAUUUCAAAAGGUGUCACUAUCGUCGUGUCACCCCUACUUUCACUCAUGGAAGACCAGGUCAUGGCGCUGGAGGCCAUGUCAUACCCAGUUGCCAUGUUGGCUGCCAACGUUUCUGUAAAAGAUACAAACCGGAUACUGAAGGCUAUGGCUGACGGAGAGGACAGCUUAAAGCUGCUGUACGUGACACCAGAAAAGAUGGCCAAAAGUAAGCGUUUUAUGUCCAUGCUAGGAAAGGCAUACCAAAGGAAGCAUUUUGCCAGGCUUGCUAUAGAUGAAGUGCACUGUUGCUCCCAGUGGGGCAAUGACUUCAGGCCAGACUACAAGUACUUGGCCAUAAUGAAACGCGAAUUUCCUGAAGUACCAAUUUUAGGAGUCACGGCCACUGCUUCUGCAGCCAUCGUUGCCGACGUUCAGAAGAUGCUUGACAUUGAGAGCUCUGUGGUACUGCGUGCACCACUGGACAGACCUAAUCUUGUUUAUGAAGUACUGCCAAAGCCUUCGGGGACUGACGAAGCUGUGAAAAAUGUUGCCAAGCUCAUUCUCGGUCGUUUUAAAGAUCAAUGCGGCAUUGUUUACUGUUUUUCCAUUAAGGAGACUGAUGAAUUGGCAGAGGAGCUGAAAGGCUAUGGUAUUGCCGCGGACUCUUACCAUGCCAGCAUGCAACCUCAAAGACGCAGCAAUGUUCAUACCCUCUGGAUGCAUGGGAAACUUUUGGUCAUUGUUGCUACCAUUGCUUUUGGUAUGGGAAUUGAUAAGCCAAAUGUGCGCUUUGUCAUUCACCACACACUGUCAAAAUCUGUUGAGAACUACUACCAAGAAAGUGGCCGCGCAGGAAGGGAUGAUCAACCAGCCACGUGUUUGAUACUUUUCCGGUUUGCUGACAUAUUUCGCCAGACAACAUCUGUCUUCACGGAGAAGUGUGGCCGAGAAAAUGUCUACACAAUGGUGCGGUACUGUGUGGAUGUGCGUGAGUGUCGUCGUGCUAUGUUCUUGCGACACUUUGGAGAAAGACAUCAAGACAUACGUUGCCAUGACGGCAUCUGUGACAACUGCCGACUCAAAGAGACAGUGAAAGACAUUGAUGUCACAGUGCACAUCAAGAACAUCUAUAAAGUGCUUUCAGCAGCAAGUGAGGCAAAGGAGCAAUUGACAGCGACAAAGUUGAUUGACGCCUGGAUGGGCAAAGAUGCCAAAAAAUGGAAGGAACGAGGGAUUACAAAAACGGACCUGCCACGGGAGCGGUGUGAGACGAUAGUUGCAUGGGCACUGCUGGAAGGCUACCUCGCUGAAAAGUUCCACAUCACUCCUUAUGCUUACAUCAGUUAUAUUCGUAUAGGUGAGAGGAAGCAAGAAAUUGACAAAGGCGAAAAAGUUCGUUGCCCUUUCUUGAUGACAAGUCUAGCUGCUCCAGAAGUCGCAUUGCCAGUAUUGGUAAAGCGCCACAAGCAAAGCAAAAGUGACCAUGCUCAAAGUAAACGACCCAGAAGUGAGGCACAAGGCUCGUCAAAGACAAAGAGCCAAAAGUCAUUCAGUAAUCAUUUACCAACAUCCCAAGACGUGGUUGUGAUUGAAUAAUUCACUUUGGUUUGUUAUUGCUCCUUUGACAUACCUGUGUUCAAUAAGUCAGAUACUUGCGUUCUAAACAUUACAUGUUAACCAUAAUAAGGCUGCUCAAAGAACUGAGAGCCAUUGAGUGACCAUUUAGUUAUCUCACAGUAUGUUACAAUUGUUAUGUGCAUUCUGAUUUAUUGUUGCUACAUGGACAUACUUGUGUUCAAUAAAUAUGAUUAGGCUUGUG
Messenger RNA from Dermacentor albipictus, 2448 nucleotides. Its product is annotated as ATP-dependent DNA helicase Q1-like. Gene Ontology annotation, biological process: double-strand break repair via homologous recombination. Lineage: Eukaryota; Metazoa; Arthropoda; Arachnida; Ixodida; Ixodidae. Gene Ontology annotation, molecular function: ATP binding; four-way junction helicase activity; 3'-5' DNA helicase activity. Gene Ontology annotation, cellular component: chromosome; cytoplasm. The record is from RefSeq and is a predicted model, not a curated record.